Messenger RNA from Arabidopsis arenosa, 1422 nucleotides. Lineage: Eukaryota; Viridiplantae; Streptophyta; Magnoliopsida; Brassicales; Brassicaceae. The record is from the annotation of a GenBank genome assembly.
ACUCUUAAACCUCUUUUGAAUUUUCUGUUGAAAAAGACGAAGUGGCAAUGAAGCUAGAAUUCGUAAGCAAAGAAAUAAUCAAACCCACUUCACCUAAUCAUCCCCAAACCCUUUCUCUUUCUUUCUUCGACCAGUUUCUUCCUUCAACUUACGUUUCCGCCAUUUUCUUCUACGAUGAACAAGCAAACCAAGAAGACAUAAUCGUCCAGAGGCUCAAGAGCUCACUCUCUCAGACUCUGUCUCUUUUUUAUCCACUCGCUGGACAAAUCAAAGAUGGUGUCACUGUUCAUUGCCACGACCAAGGAGCUUUGUUUACAGAGGCACGGGCUGAUAUAUUUCUCUCUGAUUUCCUGAGAAAUCCAUCAGAUGCUGAUUUGGUUCACGAGUUCAUUGUCUCUCCGGACCAUGCAGAUCCAGAAACCUGGCCGUUGUUGCAUGUCAAGGUCAUUUUCUUUAAAGACAGAGGAUUUGCGGUUGCAGUUAGCGUGUCUCACAAGAUAUGCGAUGCGGCCUCGUUGUCAACGUUUGUUUGCAGCUGGACAAACGCUUCAAAAGGGUACGCUGACACAGUGAAUCCUGAAUUUCCGGGGCCCGAUUUCUACCCUCCUGCUGAUAUUUCUCUCGAGUUUCCUCCAUUACUGGUACGCAAAACAAAAUGUAAGACAAAAAGGUUUGUCUUUGGUUCUUUGGUGAUUGAAAAGCUUAAAAACAGAGCUUCUAGUGGCAAUCUUGUGCCACAAGUCACCCGUAUUGAGUCCAUCACGGCGCUGCUGUUAAGAUGCAUGACAAAGGCAGGGCAUUCAAAGGCGGGUAAGGUAACAGAAUUUGCAAUAACACAGACCAUGAACUUGCGAACUAGAGUAUCUUCCUCUUUCUUGCCGCACAAGGCAAUUGGAAACUUCUUCUUUUUACCAUUACUUAAGGAAAGCUCAGAGAGUAAGAUGGAAAUCGAAGAAACUGUUUCUAAGCUGCAGAAAACUAAAGAGGAGCUCAAUCAGCUUAUCAGAAACGAUCCUGACGACGCAAAGAGUAGCGUUGAAGCCAAAGAGAGAAUCGCAAGCGCGAUGCUGAGUUCUUUGCACGAGGUAAGUCCUGAGACCGAGACAUAUGCUGUGUCUAGUUGGUGCAGGAUGUCGUUCUACGAGGCGGAUUUUGGAUGGGGAAAGCCGGUUUGGGUUGCCCCAGGUUCGGUUGAUAAGACGCAGGUCGUGUUAAUGGAUGCAAAGGACAGGGAAGGGGUUGAGGCAUGGGUUACACUACCUGAAACCGACAUGGUUGAGUUUGAGCGUGAUGAUGAGCUGCUCGUUUACGCUACUCUAAGUCCUAGUGUCCUCAUCUAGUAAUACCUAUGUUUAUCAAACAAGUCUAUUCAGACCGGCUCAAAGAUGGACUUGUUCUAUAGAAUAAAACUGGCCUUUAUUA